Molecule: messenger RNA, 5985 nt
Organism: Oncorhynchus masou masou (cherry salmon)
Lineage: Eukaryota; Metazoa; Chordata; Actinopteri; Salmoniformes; Salmonidae
Product: actin-binding LIM protein 2-like
Exons: 22
Coding region: 16-2199 (727 amino acids)
Biological process (GO): cytoskeleton organization; lamellipodium assembly
Cellular component (GO): actin cytoskeleton
Molecular function (GO): actin filament binding
Source: RefSeq, a predicted model, not a curated record
ACUGACAGCGCGACAAUGCCAGAAGAAAAAGUGUUUCAUCAGCAGGGUGUCCACAGCCCUCUGGAGCAGGGGGUCAGCAGCAGCAGCUCCAUCCCCUGUCAGAACUGUGGCAAGGCCUGCAAGGGAGAGGUGCUGCGCGUGCAGAACAAACACUUCCACAUCAAGUGCUUCGUCUGCAAAGUGUGUGGCGUUGACCUGGCCCAAGGGGGGUUCUUUGUGCGCCAGGGGGAGUACAUCUGCACCCUGGACUACCAGCGGAUGUACGGCACGCGCUGCUUCAGCUGUGAGGAGUUCAUCGAGGGAGAGGUGGUGUCGGCCCUGGGCAAGACCUACCACCCACGCUGCUUCGUCUGCGCCAGCUGCAAACAGCCGUUCCCUGCCGGUGACCGCGUGACAUUUAACGGUAAAGAGUGUAUCUGCCAAAACUGUACAGAGCCCCUGCCUGCCAACAGCCCUGCUCCCAUACAGGCUGUCCACAACUGCUGUGGCUGUGGGAAGGAGUUUAAGAACGAGCAGUCCCUGGUAGCGCUGGACAAACACUGGCACCUGGGCUGCUUCAAGUGUAAGGUGUGCAACAAGGUGCUCAACGCAGAGUACAUCAGCAAGGAUGGGAUCCCCUACUGCGAGGUGGACUACCAUGCCAUGUACGGCAUCCAGUGUGACAGCUGCAAGAAGUACAUCACCGGAAAAGUACUGGAGGCUGGGGAGAAACACUACCACCCGUCAUGUGCCCGCUGUGCCAGGUGUGAGCAGAUGUUUGGAGAGGGAGAGGAGAUGUACCUGCAAGGCAACUCUAUCUGGCAUCCUCCUUGCAGACAGGCAGCCAGACAGGAGGAGAAGAGUAAGAAGCAGGUCCGGAUACAGCUCAAUGACGUCUCUGAGCGACAGGUGACCAGGACCUCCUCUGAGAGCAUCACCUCUGUCCCAGCCUCCAGUGCAUCUGGCUCUCCCAGCAGGGUCAUCUACGCCAAACUAGGAGAUGAGAUGCUGGACUACAAGGACCUUGCUGCUCUGCCAAAGAUCAAGGCGAUCUACAACAUCGACCGGCCAGACAUGCUCACCUACGCUCCUUAUGUCAGCUACCCCUCAGAGGAACGACACUACGGAGAUGGCGACGGAGAGAAGUCUCCCCGUCAGAGGAGGCCCUCCAGCCCCAGCUCCAACAGCUCCCAGGGGAGGUAUGGAGGGUACACCCCGUCCCGCUCCCCCCAGAACUACAGCAGGCCAGAGGAUCUUUAUAUGGCCAGUAAAGCAAUGGGUAAUAGAUACAAUGGCCAGCCCCUUGACUCCAGCUCCCUCCCCCGCCCAUCGGCCUACACGGGGGGGCCUAAGUACCUCUCCCCCUUGGCUAGGGACUUCUCUUCCCUCCCCAUGCACUACUCAGAGGGCCUACCCCCCAAGUACCCUUGGGCGCUGCAAAUGCCUGGGGGGAUGACAGUGCCGGGCAGAAUCUCUCCCAGGGGCAGAGUCUCUCCUGGAGGCAGAAACUCUCCUCUGCCCUUUAACCCUACCACCCUGGCCAUGCUCCAGCAGCACAACUAUGUGCCCUACUUCAGAGGUAGUGAAAGUGGUCGGAGUACACCCAGUUUGUCCACCUAUUCCGACGGCAAAUCUCCCUCCUCCACCUAUGUGGCUGCUCCUAGGCAUUUCCACGUACCAGAGACUAAGGUCAAGAUAGAUAAUAUCUAUAGAAAACCCCCUAUCUACAAGCAGCAUGCCUCUAGAACAUCCUGGCCAGAAGGGGACGACGUCAAGACAAGGACCAGUUGGAUGAUCUUGAAGAGUGAGAUAGACGGCCAACCUCUCCCAGAGGACCUGCUGGACCCCAGGAAGUCCACCUGCAGCCUGCCCACUGACGCCUCCCUGCCCAGCUUCCCCUACAGCAAGUCUGCUUCCCUGCCAGGAUAUGGAAAAAAUGGCAUAUACAAGGAGGUUGCCGACCAUGCUGAGGAUGAGCCAGACCAGCAGGACUCCCACAGCUGGGGAGGAAUGAGAGAGUACAAGGUGUACCCCUAUGAGGUGCUGGCUGUGACUCACAGGGUGAGGGUGAAGCUACCCAGAGAUGUGGACCGUACCAGACUGGAGAGACACCUCUCCCCAGAGGACUUCCAGCAUGUGUUCGGGAUGACCCUGGACCAGUUUGACCGCAUGGCCCUGUGGAAGAAGAACGACAUGAAAAAGAAAGCACGCCUUUUCUAAAGCCAAGUGACUGUAACAGAGAUAAAAAUAGCAUCUCUAGUCUACAACGUCGGUCCAGUCUGGAAGAAAGGAAAUCCGAAAGAAAACCCCCCCCCAUCAGAAAUCAUCUAUAUAUGCACCGCCAUACGACUUUGCGCCUGCGAAACAUCAUCUCUGCCAGAAUAAGGAAGGUGGAGACAUUUUCACGAUGUCGCCGUGACCGACAUCCAACGUCGAGGCAAUGUUUGUCACAUAUAGCUUUUGUAUGCGUUGUGGUCUGAAUGUUAUUUUUUUAUAACCUUUGGGGAGGUGGGGGGGGGGGGGAGAUGCAUUUGCAUGGCCCGUGACACCACUCCUCCUCUUCCCCUCUCCCCGCCUCUAUGUGAGUUCUGCAUCCCCCACCCCCUUCCUCCCCAAAAAGAGAAAUAGGCUUUUUUCUCUUUGUCUCUGUUUCUUCCUGGUUCAACGUCUGCCUCUUCUACGGUCUUUAUCUCGACUUGGAACAAUAUCUCUGUCUGUUUUCUAUCUGUUUCGUUUUCCCCAUUUUUAUCAUUCCUGCUAUCUGUUUUUCUUCCCCUCUCUUAUGGUCUCUCUCUCUCACUUGAUCUUUCCUUAUCUACCGUGUCUCAUUUAAGGUCUCUCUCUCUCUCUCUCUCUCUCUCUCUCUCUCUCUCUCUCUCUCUCAUUCCCCACCCCUGUCUCUCUCAUUCUCCCCCCCUCUCUCUCAUUCUCCCUCCUCUCUCUCUUUCUCUCUAAUUCUCCCCCCCUCUCUCUUUCUCUCUUUCAUUCUCUCUCUUUCUCUUACCACCUCACCUCUCCUCUUACUCCUCUUCUCUGUCUUUUUCCAUCUCAUUUUCUUUCUUUCUUUUUUCUUUCUUUCUUUCUUUCUUUCUUUCUUUCUUUCUUUCUUUCUCUCUCUAUCCUCCCUUUCCCCGCUGUAGCCUGUGCUAGCCUCUAACUCACCACAACUUAUAGUCUCAUAUCUGAACAACAGAUGUAUCAUUUUACAGCAGUGGAGGUUAAGAUAGGAAAAGUUUAUCUUCUCCUUUUUUAAGUGGGUAGUUUGUUUGAUAGCCAUGCCAUGAUUUGUUGGUAGAGGGCUGUAUCUUACACACGCCACUCAUAAAUCAGUGAAGAUGGGAGUGUUGGGGUUGGAUCAGAGCCAACAGCAUGAAUCAUGGGUAAAAACAGUACCAUAGGCACCACUGAUACCCAUAGCAGAUGUAUAGAGCCUCAGGUUCUUUCAAGCCCUUUUGUCAAACACUGCCUUGCCAGACACUUUUACGUAAAUCCCUUCCCAUCAAAAACCUACAUUAUUUUUAUAAGCUAUUUUUGACUCCUGGAUGGCCGUCAUCCAUUCUGUGGAAGUUUUCAGAUGUGAGAAUUGUGUUGUUAUGACACCUUUAUCAUCUGCUCCCCCCUCAUUGUCCUCACACUAUCUAACACAGGCCUGCAGCAGCACUUGAGAUAUACAAGUUAAGCCUUGCUUAAUGAAUUGAUAAUGACAUAUUGACACAUAAUAUGUACCUUCUGUGAUAGAGGAUGAACCCUUUCUAUGUUCGUUGUUUGUCAAAUCAUUUGGCAUCCACUGCCACAUAUGUAGUGGGAAAACCUAUAUUGGCUUUGCUAAGUCUCCAGAAACUCCAACAAUAAUUCAACCAUAAGUGGCAUACAAUAUACAAUAUAGACGUGACAUACAGCGUACAUAUAUUUGUCUCGGAGUUUGUUAUGCAAGUCAAGGUAUAUAUUGCCUCUAGGGCAUGCAUGCAUAUGAGAGAUCGUUCAGGUCGUCUACGAUGGGAAAUGUAUGAAAAUGUUUGUAAAAACAUUCUCAAUUUGGAUCAUUUUGGUCCCUCAUUUUGGUUAAUUAUUUUAUGCACAUUUUUUAACACAACUUUUGUCCAAUGAAAAGCCCAAUUCAGAUGCUUUUGUUUGCCAUUUAUUUAUAGACAUCUUAAAGGGAGGAUGAGGAUGGUCACCUUUAAAUCUAAUGGCUAUAAGGGCAGGUGUAUUGGAAAAGAUAUGCUCAAUAUAAAUGAAAAACACAGUCAAUCUGAAUAAAUAUCAAAUCAGAGUUUUGCUCCAUCGGUAAGUAGAACAUUAGCCGUCGUCAUCAAAGCUCAUGUCUCCUGACUUCUAAUGUCAAUCUGAAAUGAAAGCGCUUUUAUCGAAAUUCAAAUCAAAUGUAUUUAUGACACCCAUUUUGCGUCAGCAGAUGUCACAAAGUGCUGAUACAGGAGCAAUGGAGUCGACCACGUAUUAAAGUGCUUGAGUGUGCCUCGUUGAAUGUGAAUGCCGAUAGUGUUGCAGAAUUACAUUGUCAAAUCUAAUGUCUGCUUAUAUCGGAUGAUCAUUUAUUGCAGUUUGGAAGAAUGCUGUGUGUAUGGAUGUGUGUAAGUUUUGACCUUUUUGGAUCACUGUUACAACGUCAUUGUAACAUUGAAAGAAGGUUGAUGUAGCGUUAUCAAUGGUGAGGAGGGCUUUCCCAGAACAUAGAUCACAAUGGAGGGCUGUUCGGAAACACUGUGUUUGUUUUUGUGUUUGAACAGCUGUGGAAACAGUAGUGUAAGCUGAGAGGCAGAAACUAAGGUCUGAGCUCUGAACUUGCCCUUAGGCACACACAGAUCUGGGAUCAGAUUCCAUUCUCCUAAUCCUAACCUUAACUAUUAGGGAGGAAAUGCUAAAUGUGUCUUAGUUCAGUCAGUGUCUACACUCUUAGAAAAAAGGGUUCUUCGGCUGUCCCCAUAGGAGAACCUUUUUUGGUUCCAGGUUGAACUCAUUUGUCAUUUAGGUUCCAUGUCCUCAACUGAAACCAACAAUGGUUUUUCAAAGGGUUCUCCUACGUGGACAGCCAAAGAACCCUUUUAGGUUCCUUAUAGCAGUGUAGGGCCAAGUGCAUUCCGUUUUGCUCAAGGGUCAGGCCAGAUCAGCAGAGCUCACAUAGCCCAGAUACACACCAGGCCAGAUCAGCAGAGCUCACAUAGCCCAGAUACACACCAGGCCAGAUCAGCAGAGCUCACAUAGCCCAGAUACACACCAGGCCAGAUUGCACAACCCGUUCAUCAUCUCUUUAGGUAAACAGGCCUCCCACUCAGAGGAAUCAGCUACGUGUCUCUCUUACGUCAAGGUCAAUACAGUGUUGGAUUCAAAACUUUAUUUACGCUUUUGAUACAGGAAAUUGGAAGGAGCUGCCCAAUAGGCGCAAUUUUUUUGCUUCCGAUUUAUUUUGAAUAUAGAGGCAUAAUAACAUAUCAUAUGGUCAAUGUGUGGCUUCUGUUUUUGCUUGUUUGAUUGUAAUGGAAGCCAGAUAUUUAUGAAUAUCCUAUGUAUGCAGGUAUAUGUCCAUUGCGCCACUAUAGUCACAGAGAAGUGUAUUACCAUGUUUGUUAUAGAAUGUCCCGUGAAAAUAAUUCUGCCUCAUUGUAUUAACCCCAAUGUUAUGGAAUGACUAGUCUUUAUCAAAUAUGUUGUUCUUUUAACCUAAUGGCUAGGCGUAACACGAAGCCGUCUCUGUGGCACACAAUUAGAAUUAUGCUGACAUUGCCGUUAUGCAAUAUGAUGACGUUAAAAUGAAUUUGGCUCUGUCACAAUCUAUUAUUUUUGCACUGUGUAACCAACGGAUACCAUAUGCUGUGAUUCGAUGUUGUUGAGGCCCUGUGGAGGAUGAUGAGAGGCUGAAAAUAUGGCUUAACAUUAUUCUAAUGGUGUAACUAAGCCUUUUAUUUAGCUUUUGUUCUUAUUUGGUUUCGCUGGUUUGCAAGAAAUACUGAUGUUCAUCUUUAAAUAAAUGUUUCAUUCAGUGCCGUU